CUGACGGCUCCGGGAGUAACAUGGCGGCCAAGGGGGCUUGCAGCGGGUCGCGGGGGUUUUAUUUUAACACUGUGCUGUCGCUGGCCCGUUCCCUGGCAGUGCAGAGGCCUGCUGCAUUUGAGAAGGUGCAGAAGCUGCUGUGCAUGUGCCCUGUCGAUUAUCAUGGGGUUUUUCAGCUGGAUGAAAGGCGAAGAGAUGCACUUAUUGCUUUAGGAAUAUUUCUGGUGGAGUCAGAUCUUCAGCACAAAGAGACUGUAGUUCCAUACCUUUUGAGACUCUUGAGGGGACUUCCAAAGGUGCAGUGGAUAGAGGAAAGCAAUUCUCGUAAGGGAAAAGGGACGCUUCCAGUGGCAGAAACCUUCAGCUUCUGUUUAGUUACACUACUGUCGGAUGUUGCGCACAGGGAUCUGUCCUUCAGAGAGCAGAUCUUAGAAGCUGUUUUGGAUGUGAUGCAGUGUCUGCUGGGAAUGUGCCAGUCACCCCAAAUUCAGGAUAAAGAAUACUUGUGUAAAUAUGCAGUUCCAUGCUUGAUUGGAAUCUCACGGGCCUUUGGACGAUACAGCAACACUGAAGAGUCUCUUUUAUCCAAGCUGUUCCCCAAAGUUUCCCCACAGUCACUAAAGGCGCCAGAGGAAUUAGAAGGAAUACGUAGACGUUCCUUUAAUGACUUCCGCUCCAUCCUGCCAAGCUCACUGCUUACAGUGUGCCAGGGGGAUUCUCUAAAGCGGAAAGCCAGCAGUGUUUCAAGUGGCUCACAGGUUAGCCCUGAUCGCAUUGUUCCUCCUCCAGGCUCACCUGCCGGCUCUACUAUUCCUUACUUUGAAGGGUCAUAUUUGCCAGAUGGCAGUGCUGUGGAUCCUGACUAUUACCUUACCACCAUCAGCUCUAGUUUCUCAGUCUCACCUCUCUUCACUGGUGUCAACAACAAGGAGUUUGAUAUGCCCCAAGAUACUUUGCGUCAGCUACUCCAUAUGGUGAAACAGAUUGUGGCAGACCCAUUCCUGAGUUCUUUGGAUAUGCUCAUCUCUGAAGUUACAGAAGCCAAUCCUAGUGUGGACCUAUAUUAUAAAACAUUCAGUGAUCCCCUCUACGUGGCAGUGUUUAAGAUGCUCAGAGAUACACUUUAUAAUGUUAAAGAUCCCCAUACUUCAUUUGUGAAGGAGAUUCAUGACUUUGUGCUUGAACAGUUUAACAGCAGCCAGGGUGAGCUGCAGAAAAUUCUACAUGAUAUGGAUCGACUGAAUAAUGAACUCAGCCCCUUGAAAUUACGUUGUCAGGCAAAUGCAGCAUGUGUGGACCUUAUGGUGUGGGCUGUCAAAGAUGAACAAGGUGCAGAAAAUCUUUGCAUCAAACUAUCUGAAAAGCUGCAGUCCAAGACAUCUAGCAAAGUGAUUAUAGCCCAUAUGCCACUUCUAAUAUGCUGUUUACAGGGGCUAGGGCGUCUUUGUGAGCGGUUUCCUGUAGUUGUCCAUUCUGUGACGCCUUCGCUUCGAGAUUUUCUUGUUAUCCCAUCUCCGGUGCUGGUGAAGCUUUAUAAAUACCAUAGCCAAUAUCAGACAGGUGCUAAUGAUAUAAAGAUCAGUGUAACCAAUGAGCAUUCCGAAUCCACUAUGAACAUUAUGUCUGGCAAGAAAAGCCAGGCAUCUAUGUAUGAACAGCUACGGGAUAUUGCCAUAGAUAACAUCUGCAGGUGUUUAAAAGCUGGGUUAACCAUAGAUCCUGUCAUUGUUGAAGCUUUUCUUGCCAGUUUAUCAAAUCGCUUGUAUAUAUCUCAGGAGAAUGAAAAGGAUGCUCAUUUGAUACCUGAUCAUACAAUCCGUGCGUUGGGGCACAUUGCUGUUGCUCUAAGGGACACCCCCAAAGUGAUGCAACCCAUCCUGCAGAUCCUUCAGCAGAAGUUCUGCCAGCCCCCUUCACAGCUGGAUGUGCUCAUUAUAGACCAACUAGGGUGCAUGGUGAUCACUGGCAAUCAAUAUAUCUAUCAAGAAGUGUGGAACCUUUUCCAGCAGAUUAGUGUGAAGGCCAGUUCAGUGGUAUACUCUGCCACCAAGGACUAUAAAGACCAUGGCUACAGACACUGCUCCUUGGCUGUGAUUAACGCCCUGGCAAAUAUUGCAGCCAACAUCCAGGGAGAGCACCAGAUAGAUGAUUUGCUGAUGAAUUUGUUGGAGCUUUUUGUGCAGCUAGGACUAGAAGGAAAGAGAGCCAGUGAGAGGGCUAGCGAAAAGGGGCCUGCAUUGAAGGCCUCCAGCAGUGCAGGAAAUCUGGGAGUGCUGAUACCCGUAAUUGCUGUGCUCACCCGAAGGCUUCCACCAAUAAAAGAGGCCAAGCCACGACUUCAGAAACUCUUCAGAGAUUUUUGGUUGUACUCUGUGCUGAUGGGUUUUGCAGUGGAAGGAUCAGGUCUCUGGCCUGAGGAAUGGUAUGAAGGUGUCUGUGAAAUUGCCACUAAAUCUCCUUUGCUGACGUUCCCCAGCAAAGAGCCUCUGCGCUCUGUACUGCAGUACAACUCUGCCAUGAAAAAUGACACUGUAACGCCAGCAGAACUUAAUGAGCUGAGAAGCACAAUUAUCAACCUUCUUGAUCCUGCUCCGGAAGUGUCUGCACUCAUCAACAAACUGGACUUUGCCAUGUCUACCUACCUGCUCUCUGUGUACCGCCUGGAGCACAUGAGGGUUCUGCAUGCCACUGAUAAGGAUCGAUUUCAAGUUAUGUUUUUUUACUUCGAGGAUAAAGCUAUCCAAAAGGAUAAAUCAGGUAUGAUGCAGUGUGUUAUUGCAGUAGCAGACAAAGUGUUUGAAGCUUUUCUGAACGUGAUGGCUGAUAAGCCUAAAACAAAGGAGAACGAGGAAGAAUUGGAGCGCCAUGCACAAUUCCUGCUGGUAAACUUUAAUCACAUCCACAAGCGCAUUCGACGGGUCGCUGACAAAUACUUGUCAGGGCUAGUGGACAAAUUUCCCCAUUUGCUGUGGAGUGGUACUGUGCUGAAAACCAUGCUGGACAUACUGCAGACUCUUUCCUUGUCUCUUAGUGCAGACAUUCACAAAGACCAGCCUUAUUAUGACAUUCCAGAUGCACCUUAUAGAAUAACCGUUCCCGAUACCUAUGAGGCCAGAGAGAGCAUUGUCAAAGACUUUGCAGCUCGAUGUGGCAUGAUUCUUCAGGAAGCAAUGAAAUGGGCUCCUUCAGUGACCAAGUCCCACCUGCAGGAAUAUCUAAACAAGCACCAGAACUGGAUGUCUGGCCUUUCCCAGCACACUGGUCUUGCCAUGGCUACUGAAAGCAUACUGCAUUUUGCUGGGUACAACAGGCAGAAUACUACCUUGGGGUCUCCAGCUUCCUCUGCCCAGGUGACACAACUAACAGAAAGGCCAGCCUGUGUCAAGAAGGAUUAUUCAAACUUCAUGGCAUCUCUCAACCUGCGCAACCGUUAUGCUGGAGAGGUUGCAGGCAUGAUUGAGUUUUCUGAUGCCACUGGCCGAACUUCUGACUUAAAUAGGCUCAUGCUGAAGCACCUGGGCGAUGCCUUGGACUGCGGCCAACCAGAGUCUUAUACACAGGUCAUGUUCAAACUUACUGCGCUGCUCAUUAGCAGCAAAGAGUGUGAUGCUCAGCUUCUGCACCACCUGUGCUGGGCACCCCUGCGGAUGUUCACUGAUCAUGGUAUGGAGACCGCUAUUGCCUGCUGGGACUGGUUGCUUGCAGCUAAAAAUGGCAUUGAAGUACCGUUUAUGCGUGAAAUGGCUGGUGCUUGGCAAAUGACUGUAGAGCAAAAGAUUGGACUUUUCUCAGCAGAAAAGAAGGAGGCAGAUCCUCUUGCUGCAUCUGAACAGAGCCAACCACGUCCAUGUGCACCACAAGUGAACCCACAUUAUAUUUGGAUUGAUUUUCUCAUGCAAAGGUUUGAGAUUGCCAAAUACUGCAGCUCUGAUCAGGUGGAAAUCUUCUCCAGCCUUCUGCAGCGCUCCCUGUCCCUAAACAUUGGUGGUUGUAAAGGAAGUCUUAACCGACAUGUGGCAGCUAUUGGCCCUCGAUUUAAGUUGCUGACUCUCGGGCUGUCCCUGUUACAUGCAGACGUGGUCCCAAAUGCGACAAUCCGGAAUGUCCUUAGAGAAAAGAUCUACUCUACAGCAUUUGAUUAUUUUAGUUGCCCUCCUAAGUUCCCGACUCAGACGCAGAAGCUGCUAAGGGAGGAUAUCAGCAUCAUGAUCAAGUUCUGGACAGCCAUGUUUUCUGAUAAAAAAUAUCUCACUGCCAAUCAGCUAGUACCCCCAGAUAAUCAAGACCCUUCUGUAAACAGCUUGUCUGUGAUGUCAGAUGUGAACCGCAGCAAUUUGGAUGUGACUGUUGGCUCCCGACAGCAAACAGCUCAGGGCUGGAUCAAUACAUACCCUCUGUCCAGUGGAAUGUCCACCAUCUCUAAAAAAUCUGGUUUAGCAAAGAAAACAAACCGUGGGACUCAGCUGCACAAGUACUAUAUGAAGAGGCGGACUCUGUUGCUGUCACUUUUGGCCACUGAGAUUGAACGCCUGACCACAUGGUACAACCCCUUGUCCUCCCCUGAGUUGGAACUGGAUCAGACAGGUGAAAACAGUGUGGCUAACUGGAGAUCUAAGUACAUUAGUUUGAGUGAGAAGCAGUGGAAGGACAAUGUGAACUUAGCAUGGAGCAUCUCCCCUCACUUGGCUUUGCAAUUACCCACCAGGUUCAAGAACACUGAGGCUAUUGGGGGAGAAGUGACCCGCCUGGUUAGAUUGGACCCAGGAGCAGUGAGUGACACUCCAGAAGCAAUAAAGUACUUGGUAACAUGGCACACAAUAGAUGCUGAUGCUCCUGAACUUAGUCACAUACUCUGCUGGACACCGACUGACCCACCUACAGGACUCUCCUACUUCUCUAGCAUGUACCCACCACAUCCACUUACUGCGCAAUAUGGCGUGAAAGUGCUGCGAUCAUUCCCACCGGAUGCAAUCUUGUUCUACAUUCCGCAGAUAGUUCAAGCCUUGAGAUAUGAUAAGAUGGGUUACGUUCGAGAAUACAUUCUAUGGGCAGCUGCCAAAUCACAGCUUUUGGCUCAUCAGUUUAUUUGGAACAUGAAGACAAAUAUUUUCCUUGAUGAGGAAGGGCACCAAAAAGACCCUGAUAUUGGAGAACUAUUGGAGCAGCUGGUUGAAGAAAUUACAGGAUCUCUGUCUGGGCCAGCCAAGGAUUUCUACCAGCGAGAAUUUGACUUUUUCAAUAAGAUCACAAAUGUCUCUGCCAUCAUUAAGCCAUUUCCAAAAGGAGAAGAACGGAAAAAGGCCUGUCUGAACUCUCUUUCAGAAGUAAAAGUGCAGCCAGGUUGUUACCUGCCCAGUAAUCCAGAAGCCAUUGUGUUGGACAUUGAUUACACAUCUGGGACCCCUUUGCAGAGUGCUGCGAAGGCUCCUUAUUUGGCCAAAUUUAAGGUGAAGCGAUGUGGAGUAAGUGAACUGGAGAAGGAAGGUCUCAGCUGCCGUUCAGAUUCUAUUGAUGAGAGUGAGGAGGAAGGUGGAGAUGGGAAGGUUUGCUGGCAAGCGGCUAUCUUUAAGGUCGGAGAUGACUGCAGACAGGAUAUGCUGGCUCUGCAGAUCAUUGGUCUCUUUAAGAACAUUUUCCAGCUGGUGGGACUUGAUCUCUUUGUUUUCCCAUACAGAGUGGUAGCAACAGCUCCAGGGUGCGGAGUUAUUGAAUGUAUACCAGACUGCACCUCGCGGGACCAGCUCGGUCGCCAAACAGAUUUUGGAAUGUAUGACUAUUUUACUCGGCAGUAUGGGGAUGAAUCAGCUCUUGCUUUCCAAAAGGCUCGAUAUAACUUUAUCCGAAGUAUGGCUGCCUACAGCCUCCUGCUGUUCCUGCUCCAGAUUAAAGAUCGACAUAAUGGAAAUAUCAUGUUGGAUAAAAAGGGGCACAUUAUCCACAUUGAUUUUGGUUUCAUGUUUGAAAGCUCCCCAGGGGGCAACCUGGGAUGGGAGCCAGAUAUAAAGCUUACUGAUGAGAUGGUGAUGAUUAUGGGGGGCAAGAUGGAAGCUACACCUUUCAAAUGGUUCAUGGAGAUGUGCGUGCGUGGCUACUUAGCUGUAAGGCCGUACAUGGAUGCUGUGGUGUCCCUAGUCACUCUUAUGCUGGACACAGGAUUGCCAUGUUUCCGUGGACAAACCAUUAAACUACUGAAGCAGAGGUUCAGCCCCAACUCAACAGAGAGGGAAGCAGCCAAUUUCAUCUUAAAGGUCAUUCAAAAUUGCUUCCUCAGCAACAGGAGCCGAACCUACGAUAUGAUCCAGUAUUAUCAGAAUGACAUCCCCUACUGAUCCAUAAUGUGACCCUCUAUCUUAUGUAGUGAGGAAUAGUUCUACAGUUUUCAGUGCACACAUAUUUUGCCCUCAAUCUCAAUCUCAAUGAGGAAAAGCUGUGAUUUUAGAAGCAAGAGCAUUGAAAGGCGGGGUUGGUGUAGUUGGCUGCCCAACUUCUAUAAAAGUUUUGCGUUUUUUUUUUUUUUUUUGCAAAAAAUUACGUUGCUACAUGAAGAAUCUUUACAAUGCAGGGAGUCUGUGUUACAGACUGAAGUGCAAUUGCUGGGUAACAAAAGAACACUUGUUUUUGUUCUGGAAAUCCUGUAUGGACUGAGGAUAUGUGGAUAGGAAAUGAUGUAUUAUUUAUAAACCUGAAAGAACCCUCCAGCAGCUCCUAGCUCUUUAUGAUGUGCUUUACUGUCACUUUACUGUAACUGUCCCACCUGGCACCUUACUCCUCAAUGCACUGUCGUCACACAGGGGUGCAGAGAUGAUGAAAGAAUCCCUUUGGAUUUCUUUUGGGAAACCCUGUAGAGUUGACAAUGUGCAGCAUUCCCACGCAAGAGAAACUUGUUUCACAAAGGAUAUAUAUGAAGAAACCCUAUUUUCAUUGUGUGUAUGUAAAAAUUCUAAAAUUGUAUUUAAUUUGUGAAUUGUAAUUAAAAUAACUUGUUUCAUGUA
Molecule: messenger RNA, 6992 nt
Organism: Xenopus tropicalis (tropical clawed frog)
Lineage: Eukaryota; Metazoa; Chordata; Amphibia; Anura; Pipidae
Source: RefSeq, a predicted model, not a curated record